AUGCCUCCAGUUGCCCAGUAUACAGAAAGGCCAGCAAGCGGAUCCAAGUCCCAAUUCCAACCAGGACAUAAAAUCCCGAUCCAGCAUCUAACGAAGCCGGGUCUUCAGGCCGACAUGGAAGAUCCGAAGCCGGUUUCCUCCCAUAUCCCGACUGAGGAUGGCGGGUAUCAGCUCUACAAGGCCGCUGGCAAACUUGAAGGAAAGAGAGCCAUUAUCACGGGCGGAGACUCUGGUAUCGGACGGGCCACGGCAAUUCUUUUUGCCAUGGAAGGUGCCUCGAGUCUGAUAGUUUAUCUACCCGAGGAAGAAAAAGAUGCACAGGAAACAAAGAAGAAGGUUGAAGAAGCCGGACGUCAAUGCCAUUGUUUGGCCAUAGAUAUCCGCAAAAAGGAGAAUUGCCAGAAAAUCGUCGACACGGCCAUUAAUACCAUGGGUGGCAUCGAUAUUCUGGUCAAUAACGCCGCCUUUCAAGACAUGCUGAGCGAUAUCAGUGAAUUGAGCGAGGAACAGUGGGAGCGGAGCUUUGACACCAAUAUUCACUCGUUUUUCUAUCUUUCCAAAUACUCGCUACUUCAUAUGAAGCCCGGGUCAACAAUCAUCAACUGUGCCUCUGUGAACCCAUAUAUCGGUCGGGGAGAUUUGCUGGAUUACACAUCCACCAAGGGAGCGAUUGUAGCGUUCACCAGAGCUCUCUCGAACCAACAAGUCAAGAAGGGCAUUCGAGUCAAUUGUGUUUGCCCAGGCCCGAUCUGGACUCCACUGAUUCCAUCCACGAUGGGGACUGCUGCGAUGGAACAAUUCCAUGCUGUGCCAAUUGGACGACCUGGGCAGCCCAGUGAGGUCGGAACGUGUUUUGUUUUCCUUGCAAGCCAGGACAGUAGCUAUAUCUCUGGCCAAUGUCUACACCCCAAUGGUGGUAUCAUGGUCAAUGGUUAA
Molecule: messenger RNA, 936 nt
Organism: Penicillium verhagenii
Lineage: Eukaryota; Fungi; Ascomycota; Eurotiomycetes; Eurotiales; Aspergillaceae
Product: oxidoreductase, short-chain dehydrogenase/reductase family
Exons: 4
Coding region: 1-936 (311 amino acids)
Molecular function (GO): oxidoreductase activity
Source: RefSeq, a predicted model, not a curated record